ACUUUCACACAGACGAGUAACUUAUGCAACGGCCACAUAUGUCUUCCCUUCUGUGAAAUAUUCGGCUGGGAAUAUUUAAGUGAAUCCCGAAAUAUAAAUUUAAAAUAUAAACCAGUUUCAUAUCGUGCUGUUAUCCAGAUAUUACGGUACAACCCUUCUGACUUGUUACCGUAAUAAAGGUAAACCUGACAUUACGAGAACGAACCUUCGCAACGGCUACGAAUUCUUGUCAUCCAAGAGGACAGUAUGAGGUUCUGCAGGGACUGAUGGAAGACACCCCACUCCCACAGCUGUGAGAUGCGCUCACUCUCCUCAGAUGCUCCUACUCAGAUCACUGUUUGUGCAGCCAAACACCGUCCUUUAAAAAGCACUUUGUGAAGGCAAGGCUGUUAUGCUUGGUUGAAUACAGCAGAGGAAAAAGAAAGAACUCAAAGGUCCAUUUCUUCACAAAUGCCUCGAUGGAAAGGUGUUCUGAGAUGUCGUGCGCACUUGCCCCGCCCCGUAGUCCAGGGGGUGGGGCUGUGCUUCCUGACAUUUGCCAUCAUCCUGCCCUCCUUCUGCCACCGCCUGCUCUACUCCUACUACUUCCUGCGGUCCCUGUACCUGGACUCCAUGAGCGACCAGGCGCUGGCCGAGAGCUACAGGAGGGGUCAGGAGGCCCUGCGCUUCUGGAACGGCCCCAAUUCAGCCCCGCCCCCUGGUGUUACGCACCUGGCAGCCCACAAGAGUCGACCGCGCCUGCUGGUGACCGUGGUAACUGCACGCAGAACAGAGGGUAGAGAGUAUCACUACCUGCUGCAGGUGAUGCAGCAGCUGUCCUCCCUUCUCGCAGCUUGUCAGGGACCGGGCUGCCCGGAAGUGCUGGUGUGCGACGUGGAAAGUGGCCCCCAGGGAAACGAAGAUGUGUCCCUGCUGGAGAAAAGGUUCCGGGUGGUGCGGAGUGCGGAGGAGGAACCUGUGAAGGGCGGGGCCUAUGUGAACACAUUCGAGAAGGAGAAGAGAGACUACGUGUACUGCCUGCGCAGGGGCUGGGAGCUGCUGGAGCCCAGAAACGUGGUGGUGCUGGAGGAUGACGCCUUGCCCCGGCCCGACUUCUUUCCUGUGAUCGACGACCUGCUGUCGCGCGCCUUCUCCUCGCGGUCGCUGUACGUCAAGCUGUACCACCCCGAGCGGCUGCAGCGGUACUGGAACCCGGAGCCGUACCGCAUCCUGGAGUGGGUGGGGCUGGGGCUGGUGGGGGGCGGAGCUCUGCUGCUGCUGUGCUGCUGCUGCUCCGCCCUGCCCUGCUCCGCGCUCCACCUGCUCUUCUUCGCCCUCUACGUCAUGGCCGCCACCGAGCUGCUGGGGAGGCACUACCUCCUGGAGGUCCGCCGGCUCUCCCCCCAGCUCUACGCCGUUUCCCCAGCGACCGAGUGCUGCACCCCCGCCAUGCUGUUUCCCGGCAACGCCUCCCUGCGCGUGGCGGGGUACCUGGAUCAGGAGUUCUGUAUGAAGGGCAGGGCCAAGGACACGGUUCUGUACCAGAUCAUGCGCUCCACCCGUGGGGAGAGAGCCCACAGCCUGGAGCCCAACCUCAUCACCCACAUCGGGGCCUUUUCCUCUGUCAGAGCCAACCCCACGUACCCCCGCCUGCUCUGAUUGGCUACAGAACUAACCCCACCCACCCUGCCUGCUCUGAUUGGCUACAGAACUAACCCUACCCAGCCUGCCUGCUCUGAUUGGCUGCACAGUCAACCCCACCCACUCAUGCCUGCUCUGAUUCACUACAGUGCCAACCUCACCUACAGCCACCUGCCUUGAUUGGCUACAGAACCUACCCCUCCCCCCAUCUGCUCUGCUUGGGUACAGAACCAAUCCCACACACCUCCAUAUGCUCUGAUUGACUACAGAGUCAAAUCCACCCACCUUUGCUUGCAGUGACUGGUUGAGUCCAGGGUCCAGCAAUCAGUUGAAAUACUUUAACCCUUUAGACACAAGUACAAUCCCUCCCAGGUGUGCCAGGAUCACGGCUGAGCCACAGGGUUAUAGCGGGUUUGUGCUUUGAGUUCAUGGGGUAAUUAUGAUUACAGGGAACACUAAAUAAAGGGAUUCUAAUUGCUGCUAGGAGCUGUGUGUGUAUCGCUGUGCAGUGCGCAAUGGUAAAAGUGCCUUUUUAUAGAAAGUAUCAGCGGAUCAUUUAAUAGUUUCAGUUGCUGGAUGAUUUAAAUCAGAUUUAAAUGUGCGUUCUUUAUCUUUAGCAGGAAGCCGCUAGCAGUGCCACUUGGCCUAAUAACCUUAUUUGAGUGUCUGUCACAGGAAAGAGGACAGUGGUGCCUUUUCACUGAGAGUUAAACGCACCUUAUGCAGAUUUAAUAUUCACUGAGAGUUAAACGCACCUUAUGCAGAUUUAACAUUGUGUUCUGGUUUGUGCUGAGCAAAGGUUUAUGUUUUGUUCAUUUUCAAAAGCAUGUGUUUGCUUUUCAAAAUGAUGUUUUCUCUCAAGUCACAAGUUGUGUUUAUGUAUUCCUAUAUUUUGGGAGUUUCAUAAUAGUGUGAGGACUAGCUGCUCUGAGAUACAGAUAUAGCAUAUAACUGCACAUAUGAAUUUGUAUGUGUGAAAAAAUCAUUGGAACAUUUAGACAUUUGGAGGAAUUUGAUUACCAUCAUUGGCAUCAUCAGGGGCAACAUAGCUCAGGAGGUAAGACCGAUUGUCUGGCAGUCGGAGGGUUGCCGGUUCAAACCCCGCCCUGGGCAUGUCGAAGUGUCCUUGAGCAAGACACCUAACUCCUAACUGCUCUGGCGAAUGAGAGGCAUCAAUUGUAAAGCACUUUGGAUAAAAUGCAGUCCAUCAGUCCAUUUGCCUUUUGUUCUUUACAUUUUCAUAUACAAUCUUUAAACAAAAAAGAAUCUCGAAGUUGAAUUUUAAAAUCAUUAAUGUCUGUGGAUUGUGUAUUGUGGUUGUUGCUGAAAUAACAAAUCAAUAUAUUGAUUGAACACACUGUCUACCUCUGAUGUUUUUGUCACCUAGAGGGACAGUAAAAUAAAAGAUGGAAAAACUAA
Messenger RNA from Anguilla anguilla (European eel), 3039 nucleotides. It is a transcript of the gene pgap4, whose product is annotated as post-GPI attachment to proteins GalNAc transferase 4. The record is from RefSeq and is a predicted model, not a curated record. NCBI's taxonomy places the organism in Eukaryota, Metazoa, Chordata, Actinopteri, Anguilliformes, Anguillidae. Gene Ontology annotation, biological process: GPI anchor biosynthetic process. The transcript has 2 exons. The coding region runs from base 451 to 1638 and encodes 395 amino acids. Gene Ontology annotation, cellular component: Golgi membrane. Gene Ontology annotation, molecular function: glycosyltransferase activity.